UUCCCUUCGAUGGCUUCUCCACUCGCUUCCCUCUCGCCAGCCCUCCACCGUCCCGCCCUCCUUAAACACCCCAAAUCCCCGCCAUUCUCCCUCCCAAUUCGAAGGCUUUCCCUUCGAAGAACCCUAACUCCGCCCUCCAUCAAAGCCAUCAAGGAAUGGGCGGAGUACGAGGACGCCGUGCGGGAGAAGGACCUCGCUCGGGCCCUCCGCUUCCUCAAAUCCAUGGAAGCUUUUCCAACCCAAUCCCCUUCCUUGUCUCCCUCUCCUCCUCCUCCUUCCAUGGAUUCCGUUGCUUCUUCGAUUCCUUCAGAGUUGUACUCUCGGGAGUUGCUGAGGCCCGAGAGGGACUGGGAGGUGCUCGACACUUGCUUGAAUGCUGAUGAUAUGAGGCUCGUCGGGAGCGCCUACGCCUUCCUCCAGGCACGGGGACUGCUUCCGAGUUUCGGGAAAUUCAGGAACAUUGUUUUAGAGGGACUAAGAGAUGUAACUCCAACAAUUUUAAAGGAAUCAACUGGUUUGGAGGCCUCGAAGCUUGCACCAAAGAAGUGGGGUCUUUCUGGAAGCUCCAGAAUUGUUUUGCUUGCUUUCCUUGGAGGUGUAUCUUUUCUGCUCUCUCAGGGGAUAGACAUACGACCUAACUUAGCAGCCAUUUUGGCAUUAGGAAUGCUAGAUGCAAUUUUUCUAGGUGGCAGCUGUCUUGCUCAAAUCUUAUGCUUUUGGCCUCCAUAUAAGCGGCGUGUUCUUGUUCAUGAAGCAGGGCAUCUUCUUGUUGCUUAUCUUAUGGGUUGUCCAAUUCGAGGUGUGAUUUUGGAUCCCUUUGUGGCACUGCAUAUGGGCAUUCAGGGCCAGGCAGGAACUCAGUUUUGGGAUGAGAAUUUGGAAAAUGAGCUCACAGAGGGUCGUCUUAGCAGCACUGCUUUUGACAGGUACUGCAUGGUACUUUUUGCUGGUAUUGCAGCUGAAGCUCUUGUUUAUGGGGAGGCAGAAGGUGGAGAAAAUGAUGAAAAUUUAUUCAGAAGUGUUUGUGUUCUCUUACAGCCUCCAUUGAAUAUUGCACAGAUGUCAAAUCGUGCACGGUGGUCUGUUAUGCAAUCCUACAAUCUUCUGAAGUGGCAUAAACAUGCACACAGAGCUGCUGUUAGAGCUUUAGAGAGUGGCCACAGCCUUAGUGUUGUCAUCAAGAGGAUUGAAGAAGCAAUAUCUUCCACCACCUAAUGGCCGGAGCUUCAUACUAAUUAUUUCAUGUCAUGAAUCUAAGCACUGCAGGAUAAGAGAACUGGGUCAUUUUUUGUUGCACCAUUUGUGCAGUGUGACAACUAUGAUACUUCAAUUGGAUCCAUACUGAAGAAUUAUCAUUUCUUCUUCCAUCUGAAUAUAAAGAGCUGAAUUGCUGAGGUAUGUGAAGACAAUAGGACUGAUAGCACUGCGGAUGGAGAGGAUCCUGAACAAUUAUUUCAAGAAGACUAAAAUUUGGGAAGGACAACCAUCAAUGACAGUCUAGUCUACUACAGGGCAUUCUUAUGUUACUGAACUUUCAUUUGUCAAGCACCGAUGUGAUUCAACUUGGACAAUGAGUUAAGAAGAUUACUGCUGGAAAAAGAAACAAAAGAUUACGUGCGUUUGUGCCACCAAUCAAAGAGUUUCACUUGCUAUUUCAUGAUUCUGCAUUCUUACAUGUAAUAAAUUGUGGAGCUAUACUUUCAAUGUGUGGUACAAAUGAAGCAGUCCAGUGGAAGAUCUAGUUGAUGGUUGUUGUAACUAUCAGAAACAUAAUCUACUUGUACUCCAAGGGCCUAUAUGUUGCGUA
Elaeis guineensis (African oil palm) is the source of this 1807-nucleotide messenger RNA. RefSeq lists its product as uncharacterized. Gene Ontology annotation, molecular function: ATP-dependent peptidase activity; metalloendopeptidase activity; ATP binding. The record is from RefSeq and is a predicted model, not a curated record. Lineage: Eukaryota; Viridiplantae; Streptophyta; Magnoliopsida; Arecales; Arecaceae. Gene Ontology annotation, biological process: proteolysis.